Molecule: messenger RNA, 2401 nt
Organism: Patiria miniata (bat star)
Lineage: Eukaryota; Metazoa; Echinodermata; Asteroidea; Valvatida; Asterinidae
Product: melatonin receptor type 1B-A-like
Exons: 1
Coding region: 1265-2392 (375 amino acids)
Biological process (GO): G protein-coupled receptor signaling pathway
Cellular component (GO): membrane
Molecular function (GO): G protein-coupled receptor activity
Source: RefSeq, a predicted model, not a curated record
CAUGAAAGUAACUAGUGAAGUUGAAGGCCAAAUAUAAUCGUCUGUCCUGAGCCAGCAGACAACCCAUCCCGGCCCCCAAAUAAUGGCCACCUUCUCGUCCCUCUGCAUAAGUAAUCAUCUCUUAUGUUAAUUGGUUAUGGAGGAAGCAUUUAUUUUGGUUUAAAAUAAAACAUUUUUAAAAGCUGAAUUCUGUACGGUUCCUGGCGUCACCUUUUCAGUCAGCAUUCUAUGAUCCCUGUUAUUAGUUGGUGUGUAUUAUGUAGUCAAGCUCACAUGUCGUCAAAUUACUAUCAAAUUAGGUUGCCAUGGUAACCUGGCAAGUCUCAAUAGAAAAGCUAUCAUUUGUAUUUGUGAGGAGUACAAACCUUGUGACAACUAUAAACAUAUCAUUGCGACGUUGAGCCCCACGGAUAUAUAUCAUGUUGGAAAAACACACCAUUAUGCAUGAUUGCUCACAAUGACAAUCCUAUACACGCUGUACGCACGCAUAUCAGUUAGAAUACAUCACUUAUCGCAAGCUGGCCAGAACGUAAAAAAAAAUAUUAAUGUUAUGACAACGCUUCUGUCAGUUUUUUUUCCCCGAGUAUCGUGUAUGAAAUAGAGUUGGUAAAGACCGAUCAGCAGAUAACGAGUAGAAAAGCCACAAAAUAACCAUGGCAACAAAAGUCCAAUCAUAAAUACAAUCAAUAUCUUGUUAAUGGUUCCCUCAAAACCUUGGUCGAUUUUGCCAUCUUUACACAUUAAACCUAUGGAUAUAUAUAAACUCCGGCAAUUUAAAUAUUAAUUUUUGCUGCUAAUGGCACGACAUGGUGUAAUAUAUUACCCACUUGACUAUCUGCAACGGAGACAGCUCAAUUUAUAAUCAAAUAAUAUUAUCCUCAACGAUUGGAUGUGUGGAACUGUUAAUGUUUAAACGUGUUUGCCUAAAUCUCGAAAUUAAUCGUGAUGGAGUGGAGUGAGAUAAACCCCCAGGAAAAUAGACUGAAAGAGUGCUCGUCGACGACUCAAAAGAAAUGAUUUAAUCAAGUGGCGGCGGUAAACGGUGCAAACAGGGCUGUCUGUGUGAAUUUCCUUGAGAGUAUCAGCGGUUCCUAUUAACCUAGCUUGGUAAAUGCUGUCCUUGCAUCGCUGGAAGUUACCCAAGCAAUUCGGGGGUAGUCUCAGGCUAGUGCAAACGUCGAUUUUUCAUUUGCUCGGAGGACGUUUAAUCAAGAGACUCGAUAUUGAUACUGUCUUUGUAUUGGUUAACGUGUAUCAGUGAUGAAUGAUUAUGCAGCAUACGUACUUAUAUGAUGAUGAUAAGAGCCAGACGAUACUUGAAAAGGUCGUAUACUUUCUCUUUGUGAUUCGGGGACCAGCAGCAGGUAUGGAUGUGAACCACACCGUUGAUCCUUCUGGUGUAACACCAGCAAUUGCUCUCAUCGAGAGGCAAGUCUUAGCGGUGGUUCUUGGUAUCAUUGUAGUGACAGGCUUGGUUGGGAACAGUGUGGUCAUUCUGGCUGUAAUCUUAUCCAAGAAGUUACGGCGUUGCAUCACAAAUUCCUUCGUGCUCAGCUUGAGCGUCUCAGACUUGGCUGCAUGUCUGAGUAUGCCUUGGACCAUUGUGUCAUUCCUAUACCCAGGAAACGACUGGCCGCUACCCGACUCACUCUGCACGCUGGGAGGCUUUGGUUUGAUCAUGUCAGUCGGUUGUAGCAUCUUUACCUUAUCAAGCAUCGCACUCAAUCGUCUUCAUUUACUCACAAUGCCCAGACAUAUUUAUCGGCGAAUCUACACACAUAUCCAGACAGCAUUCAUGAUUCUCCUGACUUGGUUGGUGUCUAUAUUCGUUGCCUCAGUGCCUCUGUUCUCAGACUUAGGACGGCUUGGAUACAGCGCUCGUCAUGCAAGCUGCACUCGCGACUCCUCCCAUCCACUAGCUGGAGCUCUCAACAUGUUCAUUGCUUUAGUCUUCUACCCAGUUCCGUGUCUUAUUAUCAUCAUCAGCUAUGCUAGGAUCUAUAACUUCUUGAGGAGACAUACUAGGAUCAUCGCAGUGGAGCAUGAUGCAUCUCAGAGAAACAGAGCCUGGGUAAGGGGUCAAAGAGGACAGCUGAAAGGUCAAGUAUCGCAUCGUCAACUUGUCGUCACAUGGAACAUGUUUUACGUCGUGUGCGUCUUCUGCUCUCUAGUGACUCCUUAUGGAGUUGCUCUACUCAUCCCAAAUAACGGCCGUGCCCUCCCCUACACAGCUGUAGUCCUAAGCAUCAAUAGUUGCAUCAACCCAUUCAUCUAUGCCACCAAACAUCCUGACUUCAAGAGGGUUAUGCUUUGCAUUUUGUCUUGUCGAUGUGACAAGAUACCGGGUAGGAUUCGGCGGCACCGGGCGCAAGUCUACCCAUUGAACUUGUAGCGACGACGG